AUGGCUCGAACACGUCGGACGUACAACAUUUUACCCCUUAAAACCAAAUUUGAUCUGAAAUGGGUAAUACAAAAUAUAGCAGUCUGUGACUUGACCAGAGCUAAACCAAAUGCGUCGAAUAAAGCUCAAACACAAAAAUACAUUUUGAAUAACGGAUACGGCAGUUGCUCACGUUUAGACCCCAAACCACAAAGUAUAAUAGUUUGUCACCUAUUUACGUGCUUGCCAGAUUUGUGGAACCUUUCUGCGAAACCUUUCUUCUUGGGGCCAAAAAUAGAAGUGUACACAGAAGUUGAUAAAAAGCCACAUAGUAGCAUAAACAAAAUUAUAAACGAAAGAGGAAGGACCUGCGAAUAUAUUGUGCAAGUGUUUUGCUUUUACAAUACUUGA
Molecule: messenger RNA, 390 nt
Organism: Acaulospora morrowiae
Lineage: Eukaryota; Fungi; Glomeromycota; Glomeromycetes; Diversisporales; Acaulosporaceae
Source: the annotation of a GenBank genome assembly